This is a messenger RNA of Alternaria incomplexa, 876 nucleotides long. RefSeq lists its product as uncharacterized. The transcript has 2 exons. NCBI's taxonomy places the organism in Eukaryota, Fungi, Ascomycota, Dothideomycetes, Pleosporales, Pleosporaceae. The record is from RefSeq and is a predicted model, not a curated record. Bases 1 to 876 code for a protein of 291 amino acids.
AUGCCGACACGCUUCGAAGCUCGCAAGCAAAAGAUCUUGGAGCAACUCGACGCUCCAGAUGGCGAGUAUCAUGAUCUGUCGCCCAAGGGAUCCGUCGAUGCGCCCAUCCGAGAUUUAAUCGGCGAGAUCAACAGUCUCCCAGGACUAGUCACUACUAGCAGCUGCUCGGGGCGCAUCAGUGUAUUUUUGGAAGGACGCAAAGCAGACAAUGAAGUACCAGAUGCAUUGCCUGAAGGCGAGAGUUCACGCGCUGGACCAGGAGGAAAAGGUGGUGGGGGUGCAUGGCUGUUCAUCUCACACACGCCACUUGGGCGAGACGAAGCAACAGGUGACCUCAUGUCAAAGUUUGGCUUAGACAAGGUUGAAGCGACGGAGGAAACACCUAGCAUACUCCACGUCCUGAGUGCAUCCAUGGAUCAUGCCCAAGGUGUCCUCACUGCUGCCUUAGCUGCCGGAUUCCGUGAGAGUGGCGCCGUGAGUCUAGGGUCAGCGAAGACAGCAGAGUCGAACCCCAUCGUGGCUGUCCGGUCAGCUGGUUAUUCAUUCGACUCCAUCAUUGGGUAUCGAGAUGGUGAUGGCCGCAAUGUUGCCUUGGUAGACGAGCGAUAUCUACGAACACUAGUAAACAUCGCAAACGAGCGAUUCAACGUCAACUUCGAUCGCAUAAGCCGGUUUCGCAAGGCCCUCUUGGAGACGUACGAAGCGACUGCGACAAGUGGAUCCAAGCCAGAUUGGGAAGAUGCGGACGCGAGGAAACGACGGAAAAGAGAAGAAGGCCUUGCGCGGCAACAAGCUCUGCAAACCCAAGUCUCUCGAGAAGAGAAUAAUUCAUCAGCACCGGAGAACACAGACAGCAUGGAAGGGAUAUCCUCCUAA